This is a messenger RNA of Halteromyces radiatus, 1820 nucleotides long. RefSeq names its product Sodium/hydrogen exchanger family-domain-containing protein. The transcript has 7 exons. Gene Ontology annotation, molecular function: sodium:proton antiporter activity. Gene Ontology annotation, biological process: regulation of membrane potential; sodium ion export across plasma membrane; proton export across plasma membrane. The record is from RefSeq and is a predicted model, not a curated record. Lineage: Eukaryota; Fungi; Mucoromycota; Mucoromycetes; Mucorales; Cunninghamellaceae. Bases 70 to 1719 code for a protein of 549 amino acids. Gene Ontology annotation, cellular component: plasma membrane.
UUUUUUUUUUUUACUUUUGAUUUUUCCAAAAAAGGAUAUAUUGUAAAUCAUCAUCUCCACACACAGUAAAUGUUUGUUCAUGUCGAAACAAUAUCAGUUAUCUAUUGUAUCCUUGGUGGAUUUAUCCUUUUAUAUGGAUUAUGUUCAUUGGUGGUCAAGGAGCGACUCUAUAUAUCCGAAGCCAUGGUGGCGGUAACCAUUGGUGUGAUUUUUGGUCCUGCCUGUGCCAACUUCAUCAAUAUUGGGGAAUGGGGUGGUGAUCAAGUAGAAUUAACUCGACAAUUUUCUCGUUUGACGAUUGGGAUUCAAGUCAUGGCGGCUGGUGUAUGUUUACCAAAGGCAUACUUGCGAAAGGAAUUACGAUCUAUGACGAUCAUGCUUUUACCGGUGAUGAUCACCAUGUGGCUCGUUAGCGGUUUAUGCGUCUGGGCGAUGAUACCUAAUUUAGACUAUUUACAAUCUUUAAUGAUAGCUGCAUGUUUUACUCCAACUGAUCCUAUUUUGGCAAACUCUAUUGUUCAGGGUAAAUUUGCAGAACGCCGUGUCCCUUUGAAUGUACGAAACUUGAUUCUAGCUGAAAGUGGUGCCAAUGAUGGUCUAGGAUUUCCUUUCCUUUACCUUGCCAUUUACCUGAUCCAAAUGCCAGCUGGCGAGGCUAUUGGUCAAUGGGCUUAUUAUAUCUUGGCUUACGAAAUUCUUCUUUCCAUUAUUAUUGGAUUUGUUGCUGGAUACAUCGCAAGGAAGCUGUUGAAAACAGCUGAAAAAAGAAAAUUAAUCGAUAAAGAAUCUUUUCUGGUAUAUGCUGUGGCUCUUUCGUUAUUCUUGAUGGGAACUGUAUCGAUGGUUGGAAGUGAUGAUUUGUUGGCAUGUUUUAUUGCGGGAAACUCAUUUACAUGGGAUGAUUGGUUCAGAAAAGAAACAGUGGAUGCCCAUAUGUCUGAAGUUAUCGAUCUCUUACUCAAUCUCACUAUGUUUGUAUAUAUCGGUGCUACUAUGCCUUGGUCCUCCUUUGAAAAUGUAGAACUUCAACUGACAGUCUGGCGGCUUAUUGUACUUGCGAUUCUAGUUCUCUUAUUUCGUCGAUUACCUAUUGUUGUUGCAUUAUACAAGGUAGUACCCGCAUUACGUACCUGGCGUGAAGCUUUAUUUUGUGGAUGGUUUGGUCCUAUUGGUGUGGGAGCACUUUUUUAUUAUACAGAAGCAGUGGAUAAUUUUCCAGUAGAUGGUCCACAAGCGCAUGCAAGAAGUGUUGUUGAACCUGUGGUGUAUUUCUUGAUCUUAUCCUCAGUGAUUGUCCAUGGUAUCACGAUUCCUCUAUUCCAUAUUGGUACAUUUGCAAGCAGAACUUUGACUAGAACAUCUGUCUCAUCUAGUAGCAAUGGCACGAUUCAAGUAUUACGUCUUCCUCGAUUCAGAUCUAUUAGUCAAGAAACUUCUCAUCAACAAUAUUAUCCAUCAAGUUCAUUGGAUCAAAAGGAUACCACUCCUGCUAUCGAUAGUCGUGAUGAUACUGUCACGUCACCUGAACCUGCUUUGACCGCCACUCCACCUCGCCAAACUGCCAUUACGAUUGUCAUACCAGAUCAACAUCAACAUCAUCAAAACAACGUUGUCGAAAGGACAGAUGACAAUAAGAAUACAAAAUCGACAGAACAACAACAACAAAAACGUCAGCAAUUGAUUGAUGAUGAAGAUGAUGUUGAUGAUGAUAUCAUUUGAUAGAAUUUGUCUUAUAUAUAUAUAUUUAUUUUUAGAUUAUCAUUGUGUUGUAUACCUUUUUAUACCAAUAAAAAUUAUAUACUUUAUGUUAUUUGCUUUUA